ACGGAUUGGACUAAGGAGGUUGUUGGAGAUGAAACCACAGAGACAUCUGAGGGAAUUGUUGACAUCAUAGUGCAUGGAACGCAGGAUUCAUAGGAAUAAGAAGGAAGAAAAGAAAAUAAGCCCAUGGUGAUCUGGCACAAUGUCUAGUCUUGAGAACAGGUAUCUAUCGGGUUAAAGGAAAGGGAGGAGGAUGGUCAAGACUUCACAGAGAAAGCCUCAUGACUAUGGAAAACAUUCCAAAAUAAAGUCUUAUUUAAACUUCUCCAUCCCCUUGAGGAUGUCCAGUUACAUAUGCAAGAGACCAGUUACUAGUAUCACAUCUUAUCCUGACAAUGAGGUCAGAUACCAUCACUGGGAAGAAACCUUGGACAAACCGCAACAGUUUUGGUGGCAGAAGCGACUACAAGGAUUGCAGGCCUAUAGCAGCACAGGAGAAGAGUUAAGUACUUUAGAUCUUAUCAAAACCUUCCAACAACUUUUGCCUACUCGGAGAGGUGAAUCCCUGUCUGGUGUUCUUGCCAGUAGUCUGCACUCCUGCCCUGUGCCCACCCCUGUCCUGCCUUCAGAUUUGGGAAGGGUGAUUUCAGGGUCUGGUCUGGGAAUCCCACAGCUCUCCUGCAGACAACUGGUAACUGAGGAAGACAUCAGGACACAGGAAAGGAAAGUGAAGAUGGCAAGAGAGAGACUGGCAAGAGCAUUGAUUGCCGAUAGCCUUGCAAGUGAGGUAGAGAAAGUGAGGAGUCAAAAAGGACAUCCUCAAAAACACUAUGAAAAACAGAGAAGGCGAUGCUGACAACAUGGAGCAUGACACUUUAUUACUAUCCUUUUGCAGUUUCUGUAAUAUUUUCUCUGAGUUCUUGAAACAUUAAAAUGUACCAAUAUUUUACUUUAUUAAAAUGCUGUGUGUG
Talpa occidentalis (Iberian mole) is the source of this 908-nucleotide messenger RNA. It is a transcript of the gene MBD3L1, whose product is annotated as methyl-CpG binding domain protein 3 like 1. The transcript is spliced from 3 exons. NCBI's taxonomy places the organism in Eukaryota, Metazoa, Chordata, Mammalia, Eulipotyphla, Talpidae. Bases 191 to 793 code for a protein of 200 amino acids. The record is from RefSeq and is a predicted model, not a curated record.